AAAAUGUUAUUGCGUGCGUGCCCUUUUCCAAGAUUCAAAAUCAAAAACCCUCCAAACCCAUCGUCCUCGUCUCUUUCCCCCCUUCGAUUUUGAAUCCAUAGCAAUCACCUAUAUCAGUAGAAAUCAUCUGCUGUCGCAUCUAAAAUCCGACUCUACUGAAGAUUAAGAGAGAAUCAAUGGAGGGAGAUGAAUCUAAAGGUGGGGGUGGAGGUGAAGGAGCAGUGUUAAAAGGAGUUCCGGCGUACGGUGGCAAAUACAUUCAUUACAACGUACUUGGAAACCUAUUCGAGGUUUCUUCCAAGUACGUUCCUCCGAUUCAACCUGUAGGCCGUGGUGCAUACGGCAUCGUUUGUUGUGCUAAAGAUUCUGAAACAAAGGAAGAUGUUGCAAUCAAGAAAAUUGGGAAUGCAUUUGAUAACAGUAUCGAUGCCAAGAGGACUUUAAGGGAAAUCAAACUCCUCUGCCAUAUGGAUCAUGAGAAUAUCAUCAAAAUCAAAGACAUCAUACGCCCACCAAAUAAAGAAAACUUCAAUGAUGUUUACAUUGUGUAUGAAUUAAUGGACACCGAUCUGCAUCAAAUCAUCCGCUCUACUCAAGCACUAACAGAUGACCAUUGUCAGUAUUUUUUGUACCAGUUACUUCGUGGGCUAAAAUACGUACACUCUGCAAACGUUUUACACCGUGAUUUAAAACCAAGCAACUUGCUUCUGAAUGCUAAUUGUGAUUUAAAGAUUUGUGACUUUGGGCUUGCAAGAACAACAUCUGAGAGUGAUUUCAUGACAGAAUAUGUUGUGACAAGGUGGUAUAGAGCCCCUGAGUUGCUGCUUAAUUGCUCAGAGUACACCACAGCCAUUGAUAUUUGGUCAGUUGGUUGUAUUUUAAUGGAGAUUGCUUUGAGGGAGCCUCUGUUUCCUGGUAAAGAUUAUGUUCAACAAUUGCAGCUUAUAACCGAGCUUCUUGGUUCUCCAGAUGACUCGGAUCUUGGAUUUUUGAGAAGUGAGAAUGCUCGAAAGUAUGUGAAACAACUUCCUCAUAUACCCUCCAAGACUUUUCAACACAAGUUUCCGAAUUUGUCCCCACUUGUGAUCGAUCUUGCAGAGAAAAUGUUGGUUUUUGAUCCAUCCAAACGCAUAACUGUUGAAGAAGCGCUAAAUCACCCGUUUUUGCAAAGUCUACAUGAGAUAAAUGAGGAGCCGAUUUGUUCGUCUCCAUUUAUGUUUGAUUUUGAGCAAGCAACUUUAAGUGAGGAAGAUGUGAAGGAGCUUAUUUGGGAAGAAACUUUGAAGUUUAAUCCAGAUACUGAAAGUGAAGUGGCUGAGUAAUCUUGAUUCUGAGUUUUUUGAGAUAUUUAUCUCAAAGUUUGUCUUGAAAAUCUUUUUUGUUUUGAUGGAAGUUAUAUGGUAUGUUGUGUUUUUGAAAAGCAGAAUGAUACCAGUGAGUUUCUUGCUUGCAGCCUUGAACCAGAGAAGUAACAACAUAUCAUAUAACAAAUGAUAUGAGAGGACUGCUUUAGUGGCUUGUACUUUGUGUAUUAAGAGUUGUAUAUCCAUUUGGAGUUUGUUUUUUUGGUUUGCUGAAGGGUCGUGUAUCUGAAUAUGUAGAUCAAUUUUUUGUUAGUUUUCGUUAAACAAGAGAUUGGUUUGAAUUUAAGUUUUGAAGAUAUUUGAAGGGGAAUUUGGCAUAAAACUCUUUUAAGUUUACAUCAUUUUAUAGGUUUCCCUUUUUGUUUUA
Molecule: messenger RNA, 1731 nt
Organism: Lactuca sativa (garden lettuce)
Lineage: Eukaryota; Viridiplantae; Streptophyta; Magnoliopsida; Asterales; Asteraceae
Product: mitogen-activated protein kinase homolog NTF6
Biological process (GO): protein phosphorylation
Molecular function (GO): MAP kinase activity; ATP binding
Source: RefSeq, a predicted model, not a curated record